CCCUUCCUCUAGCGGGUUUCAUCUUUUUCCGCCCAAUCAAUCAUCAUAUUCCUAUUUCUAUUUCUAUUUCUAUUUCUGCCCCAAGGAGAGAGCGAAGGGGAGGGAGAUUAUCUUCGGAUCCAUCGGGGUGGAGAAAAAUGGCUACGGAGUCGUCGGAGGGAGAGGAAGAAGGGAAGCUGAUCGGGGGGCAGCUACAGCUGGUGGUAGACGACGACCUCCGCGAGAUGGCCAAGAAGGCCGCCUGGAGCGUCAGUUCUUGCAAGCCCGGAAAUGGCGUCUCCGCCCUCCGCGACGACAAUCUCGACACCUACUGGCAAUCUGACGGCGCGCAGCCUCAUCUGGUCAAUGUCCAAUUCCAGAAGAAAGUGAAGCUUCAAUUAGUGGUUCUGUACGUGGAUUUCAAACUUGACGAGAGCUACACGCCUAGUAAGAUCUCCAUUCGUGCUGGCGACGGAUUCCAUAAUUUGAAGGAGAUCAAAUCUGUGGAACUUGUCAAGCCUACUGGUUGGGUGUACAUAUCAUUAUCUGGAAAUGAUCCUCGGGAAACGUUCGUGAAUACUUUCAUGUUGCAAAUAGCCGUGUUGUCAAAUCAUCUUAAUGGAAGAGACACCCACGUGCGACAGAUUAAAGUUUAUGGGCCUCGACCGAACCCUAUUCCACACCAGCCCUUCCACUUCACAUCAAGGGAAUUCGUUACAUACUCUACCGUGAGAUGAGGAGUGAAAGAUGUCAGUUUUUGAGCCACAUUCUGCUGCACGAGACAGGUUGGGAUCACCCUAUUAUCCCUUUCUAUCAGAAGCAGCUUUCUUUGUUUCCUCAGUUUAUAGUUUGCUUGUUUUUCCAAUCCAUUGACCUAAAGCUGCCGAAAGUAUUGUAGGUCGUCCCCUGGGGCCCUGGGGAUGUUGGCUGAUGAAUCUUAGUUUGUUGUAAUUGUAUGUGUUCUUUAGGAUUUGGCUUUGUAUGGGAGAGAUUUAGUAAUGGAUUGAAAAUGAGUGUAAUGAAUGUAAAAUAUUUCUCCUAAUUUGAGACAAUCAAAGUGGAAAGCAAUGAAAAAUGUUUUCAUUUGUU
Messenger RNA from Diospyros lotus (date-plum), 1068 nucleotides. RefSeq names its product anaphase-promoting complex subunit 10. Gene Ontology annotation, cellular component: anaphase-promoting complex. The transcript is spliced from 6 exons. Lineage: Eukaryota; Viridiplantae; Streptophyta; Magnoliopsida; Ericales; Ebenaceae. The coding region runs from base 138 to 716 and encodes 192 amino acids. The record is from RefSeq and is a predicted model, not a curated record. Gene Ontology annotation, biological process: anaphase-promoting complex-dependent catabolic process; protein K11-linked ubiquitination.